GGAAGCCAAGAAACACUGCACACCUCGAGUCCUGUGUAUCAUCAACCCUGGAAACCCAACCGGUCAGGUGCAGAGUCGACGGUGUAUUGAAGACGUAAUCCGAUUCGCCACGGAGGAAAAGCUGUUUCUGUUGGCUGAUGAGGUUUAUCAGGACAACGUGUACGCAGAUGGCUGUGAGUUUCACUCGUUUAAGAAGGUACUGUUUGAGAUGGGGCCGGAGUACUCUGAGAGACUGGAACUGGCCUCGUUUCAUUCAACAUCCAAGUGCUACAUGGGAGAGAGAAAGGUCAGGCUCCGGAUAUGUUCUACUGCAUGAGACUGCUCGAGGAGAUGGGCAUCUGCCUCAUACCCGGAAGUGGAUUUGGGCAGAAAGAUGGAACAUACCAUUUCAGAUGCAUGUAGCGGCAGCAAACGGCUACUUGUCAGUGGGAGAGAUGCUACUGGAGCACAGAGCGUGUGUGGACGUGACCGAUGCAGACGGAUGGACACCGCUUCAUGCCGCCUCCUGCUGGGGACAGCUGCAAAUGGUUGAGCUGUUGGUGGCUCACGGCGCUGAUCUAAACGCCAAGUCUCUCCUGGAUGAAACUCCUCUAGGUGUGUGUGUGGAUGAGGGGGUGAGGGCAAAGUUGCUGGAGCUAAAACACAAACAUGAGGCCAUCAUGAUGAACCAGGACAAACACAAAGGCUCACUGCAGAGACGAGCAUCCAGCGCCAGCAGCCGAGGUAAGGUGGUGAGGAGAACGAGUGUGAAUGAGCGCAGAAGUUUGUACAGGCGAGAGCACCAUAAGGAGGCCAUGGUAUGGCAGGACAGAGGGAGACAGGACAGACAGAUGGAGGAUGAGGACGAAGACAGACAGACGGACGCCGAGCUCAAACACAUGGGAGUAAAGAAGCCUUUCACUGAAGUGAUUAGGGCAAAUAUUGGAGACUGUCAUGCCAUGGGCCAGAAACCCAUCACCUUUUUCAGACAGGUGUUGGCCAUCUGCUCUUAUCCCGAUCUUCUGGAUGAUGACAGAUUUCCAGAAGAUGUGAAAAGUCGAGCUCGACGGAUCCUUCAGGCCUGCAGUGGAGGGAGUUUGGGCUCCUACAGCGCCAGUCAGGGGAUUCAGCUCAUUCGACAGGAUGUGGCACGAUACAUUGAGAAGAGAGACGGAGGCAUCAAGAGCAAUCCAGACAACAUCUACCUCACUGCUGGUGCCAGUGACGGCAUAGUGACAAUGUUGAAGCUGCUGGUCUCAGGCGAAGGAUCUUCUCGGACUGGAGUGAUGAUCUCCAUCCCUCAGUACCCGCUGUACUCCGCCGCUCUGGCCGAGCUCGCCGCUGUGCAGAUUAAUUAUUAUCUGGAUGAGGAAUCAUGCUGGAGUUUGGACAUCAGAGAGCUGCAGCGUGCUGUGGAGGAAGCCAAGAAACACUGCACACCUCGAGUCCUGUGUAUCAUCAACCCUGGAAACCCAACCGUCACUUUCUCAUGUCUAGGUCAGGUGCAGAGUCGACGGUGUAUUGAAGACGUAAUCCGAUUCGCCACGGAGGAAAAGCUGUUUCUAUUGGCUGACGAGGUUUAUCAGGACAACGUGUACGCAGAUGGCUGUGAGUUUCACUCGUUUAAGAAGGUACUGUUUGAGAUGGGGCCGGAGUACUCUGAGAGACUGGAACUGGCCUCGUUUCAUUCAACAUCCAAGUGCUACAUGGGAGAGUGUGGGUUUCGCGGUGGCUACAUGGAGGUGGUGAAUUUGGACUCUGAGGUCAAGGUUCAACUGACGAAGCUGGUGUCAGUGCGUCUGUGUCCACCUGUAACUGGACAGGCUUUACUCGACCUGGUGGUAAAUCCUCCUGAACCGCAUGAACCCUCGUAUGACACCUUCAUCAAGGAACGCUCACACACAUUGGCUGAAUUAGCUAAGAAAGCUAGCAUGACACAGCAGAUCCUUAAUCAGGUGCCAGGAAUCCAGUGUAAUCCAGUCCAGGGAGCCAUGUACACCUUCCCCCGCAUUCACAUUCCACCUAAAGCCAUCUCCAUUGCCCAGGAGAAAGGUCAGGCUCCGGAUAUGUUCUACUGCAUGAGACUGCUCGAGGAGAUGGGCAUCUGCCUCAUACCCGGAAGUGGAUUCGGGCAGAAAGAUGGAACAUACCAUUUCAGUUAUACUGCUGAACAUAAGGAAUCAGGAGACUCGCUUUACACUAAUACAAGGAAGCAGAUGCACAGCAGGCAGCAGAGGGAACACACCAGCAAACUGGUACAACCACCAGUGCGAGAAGUUCUAGUGGUAGACACAUAGUAGAUCCACAAUAUCUAUCACAUGGUGACAUGUUCAUGCCUUGAAUAGCAGUAAAACAGGGCAUCAUAAUACACUGUACACCUCUUCUCCAACAUAUGUACCUGGAGACUAGAACCUCUCGAUCCUUGAUCUCACCAACUACCCCACUGGUCAAGGGCUUCCAUGUCUCCAGACACACCAACCAAUCCAAAAAGAGCAUCCUUACCAGGUCUUUAUAUUUUUUCCACUGGUGUAUCCGACAUCCUUCCAUCACCACAAUUACAAUUAAGAGUAGAAAAAAAGAAAGAAAUUCUAUUGUGGUGUUUAUGCCAGGGUAUGUCAGAUAUUACUCCACCACAUUAUCAUUCUCUCUAUUAAAGUUAUAAACACAGCUUUUCAUGUCAUUGAGGAAUCUCUUGUCAUUUGGAGACUGGAUAUCUGCAACUCACUUCUGGCAGGUCUUCAUAUGAAUGCAAUCCAUCCUCUGCAAAUUAUUCCAAUCACAGCUGCAUGACUUGUUUUCAACCUGCCUACUGUAAGUUCUCACACACCCACCCACUGCCGUGCUCCCUCCACUGGUUUCUGCUAACUUCUUGCAUCAGAAUCAAAACACUGAUGAGGAGCAGUGGAGGAUCAGAGGACAGGGUUCAGGCCGCAGCACUGGCACUGUUGGUCCCUUGAGCAAGACAGUUAACCCUUUCUGCUCCAGGGGCGCUGUAUCAUGGCUGACCCUGUGCUCUGACCCCAACCUCCAAGGUUGGGAUAUGCAAAGAAAGAAUUUUACUGUCCUGUAAAGUAUAUGUGACAAUAUAGAAGAUUUUUCUUCUGGUGCUUUCCUACAAAGCCAAAAAUGAACCAGCACCUUCUUACCAAACUCUUGUCACUUCUCACACUGCACCUUGCUCUCUCUGAUCUGCUAGCAAUGCUCAACUGAUCCCACCGUCUCUCAGGUUGAGGUUGGUAUACACAAUACUUUUCUGUUCUGGCACUGAGGUGGUGUACUGAACUUAGCCUAGAUGUCUGAACAGCUGAGUCAUUUAGGUCACUUAAGACUGAGGUACAGGACAGAGCCAACUUCGAGAGGCACACAGCUGUACAAAAUAUUGUAAACUUUGUGUGUGUGUGUGUGUGUGCAUAUGAGAGUGUGCUUGUGUGUGUGUGUGUGUGUGUGAGAGAGAGAGAGAGAGAGAGAGAGAGAGAGAGUAGAGAGAGAGAGAGAGUAGAGAGAGAGAGAGAGAGAGAGAGAGAGAGAGAGAGAGAGAGAGAGAGAGAGAGAGAGAGCCCUGUCACCUUUUACAUAUGUUUCAUCAAAACAUCCAGCUCCCUUAUCUGUCACAUUACUACUUGUAACGUUUUUUUUAAAUCUGGGAUAUGAUAGUCUCACAAUUUCACACAUUCUAAUUUUGCUUGCUAUGUCAGAUUUGAUAUCCAGCCUGACCCCUAAAUUGACUUAAGUAAAAUGCCACGGUUGUAUCGCUGUGCCCUUUCGAAGUGCCUCGCUGAGUGACGAGUGCUGCUGUGCUACUUUUGUUAAGAAAUAGAGGAAUUCUGUUGUCACCAUCUUUAACAAAUCACUUGGAACUUUAAUAUACUGUAUGCUAUGCUGUUUCUAAGCUUCACUGCAUGUCAAAAUUUGUUCAACCUUUAUAAUUAUAUUUAUAUUAAAUAGAAUUUUAACUUUUCACAUUACAAAUUCAA
Molecule: messenger RNA, 3953 nt
Organism: Tachysurus fulvidraco (yellow catfish)
Lineage: Eukaryota; Metazoa; Chordata; Actinopteri; Siluriformes; Bagridae
Product: alanine aminotransferase 2-like
Exons: 18
Coding region: 138-2276 (712 amino acids)
Biological process (GO): biosynthetic process
Molecular function (GO): L-alanine:2-oxoglutarate transaminase activity; protein binding; pyridoxal phosphate binding
Source: RefSeq, a predicted model, not a curated record